AGUUCUUUUAACUUCCGCUGUCAAGUUAAAUAAUGCACCGCGCCAAGUAUAUUUAUUGACGUUAAUUUUUCAAUAAUUCAAUGAUGUCAGACUCCCGUAGAGCAAGAAUCAAGAGUCCAAAAGAAGAUGAUGAUGACCCGUCCUUUUCGCCGCAACCGUAUCCACAACACUUUCCUUACCCAAUUUAUCCUCCUCCUAUACUUCCUGCAAGGCCAACAAAUUACUCUGGUGAAGAUCCCCUGGUCGGUAAAUACGUUUACGUGCCUCCUCUCCGUGUUGAUAAACGUACAUUAGAUCAUACUGUUGAGGGUUUUCUUCAACGAGAACUGCAAAGUCUAAUUCGAAAUGAGGCAACAAGCUUACUGAAAAAUCCGAGUGAUAAGAAGUUGUCAUAUGAAAUAGCAAACAAUAUUAUUGAUGAAGUAGUUCAUUCUGAGUGCCUUCAGAUCGUUCGGAAAAAUGUUAAUAAAUUUGCCGAAAGCCAUCUGCACCUGGCUCACGCUCACGAGUUACUUGUCGCCUUUUUGAACGAGAUGUUACGGGAUGAAUUGUUACCGCCAAUACUCUUAGAAACUUGGCUAGAAGAAAUGGCAAUAAUUGUAUUGCCAUCCAUCUUAGACGAGGGAAUGGAUAUUAAAAGCGUUGUUGAAUCGGCUAUGGGUGAUAUACACAAAGAGGAAAGAAAGGGGAAUGUUAAAGCUCUACGACGAGACGGGGGAGAGCGCCUGCUAGAACACGUAGCGUUAUCGUAUCUGCUAUCAUUUUCCGCAAGGCAGGGCCAACUUGUAGCCCCUAAUGAGUAUGCUUCAUAUUUUCUUGACAGUCUAAUAAGUGAUGUUUUGCUGAGUCAACAUUUUCAAGUUUAUACCGAUAGAAGAUCCAUGUUUGAUCAUAAGAGCCUUAGACGGUUUCACGAAAAGGCUUUCACGGAUACAUUGACGCUGGUUCUUGUCGACUCAUUAAAAGAGUCUCUUGACGAGGAUAAUCAAGAUUUACAACAUCACGAAGAGGGUAUUGAACAAGUACAUAAUUCUAGACUUUAUGGUCGCCUAUUGGAACCUAUUUGAUUAAAGUAUUAGUUUAUUGAAAGAAACUGUCAGGAAAGUCGAAGAGUGUACAUGUUUCCAGAAAAUAUGUUGAUAAAAUUUGUUUCUGUACGAAAAACCAGAAAGGAUAUUCAAUAGACUAGCGAUUUUUUUUUAUGUAGCAGUUACUACUUCUAAUGAUGUAUCAAUGAUUUUAUCGAUCAUUCAUAUGAAAUUUAUCAACUAGUCCAGCCAUUUUUCCAUAGACUUCCAAACUAUAAAUCAAUUAAAUAUAUGAUUAGAAAAGAAAAAUACUUAAUAAAUUCAUGGACGUUGUUUUAUGUUUCCUUAUGAAAUCGCCUUAAAAAAUCGAAAUGAUUUUAGUAAAGAAAAUUAAUCGUUAUCGAUAAAAUCAUACGUUAAGGGAUAAUCGGUUUCGAAUGUCGAAUAAUUCAUUUUCAAAGCUAUAAUAUAGCCAUUACCAUAGCAACGUUUAUUCAUAAUUUCAGUCAUCUCUCUUUUGAAUGGAGAUAGCACUUGGUGAGAACACACGCUUUUCAAUACUUGACAGUAUGAAAGAAGAGACUAAAAAUCAUUUAAAUGGCGAUUGAAUAACGGUGGAAUUGGAAUUAUUCAGAUAUUUGCACGGACCACAGUAAAGAGAAUUUCUUAAAGAGAUCGUAAAUUACAAGCCCAUUUUGAGGAAGAGGCAUUAUUACUGUCGACUGUUACAAAUUGGGAUUAGGGUUGGAAAUCAACAAUAAUAAACUUCGUGUUUCAUAUAAUUACGACCGGUAUUUCCCUUAAUAAUUGACUGCUUCGCACCUGCCACCCAGUAACCGUUAGGAGGGUGAAUAGAGAUUUUUUCUCCUAUUCGAAAAUUCUUCUCCAUAAUCUUGACACAAGGGAUUUUGAUGCAUUUAUUCUCGUGAGACGAAUAGCUCCUAGUUCAUUUAAUCUCUUUAGUACUAAUACUUUGCUAGUAAUUUAUUUACGUAUCACUUAUUUGCUGCAAAUAUAUUUUUUGACAAAUUCAUA
Dimorphilus gyrociliatus is the source of this 2063-nucleotide messenger RNA. The record is from the annotation of a GenBank genome assembly. NCBI's taxonomy places the organism in Eukaryota, Metazoa, Annelida, Polychaeta, Dinophilidae.